Molecule: messenger RNA, 1291 nt
Organism: Hordeum vulgare subsp. vulgare (domesticated barley)
Lineage: Eukaryota; Viridiplantae; Streptophyta; Magnoliopsida; Poales; Poaceae
Product: PLASMODESMATA CALLOSE-BINDING PROTEIN 2-like
Exons: 4
Coding region: 362-955 (197 amino acids)
Source: RefSeq, a predicted model, not a curated record
GCUUUUGGCGCAGGCGCAGAACCGUGCGUCGUCCUGUAGCCUCGCCACCAACCGGUUCAUCAGCCAGUGGCACACUAGCUCGCGCAGAGCAAGUACGCAGUGCGCAGCGCGCACGCUCUCCUCCCAAUCUUAAGUAGAAAACGAGGUAGCUGCCUGCGGCCUACCUCACCACACCACACCGAGACGACAGGCUUCUUCCCACCGGACGUGCGCAGGAUCGCGACUGCCUAGCUACCCAGAGCUUGGAGAAUCCUUACUCCUGCCAGCUGAGCUCUCCGGUGCUUCUCUUCCUUCCUUCCAGCAUCUCGGCCGAUCUUGGCUGUUUGCUCUGCGUCUUGGUACGUAACGUAGGGGCUCGCUCAUGGAGGCGGCGCUGGUUCUGGUGGCGGCGGCGGCGCUCCUGCUGUCCCCGGCUCUUGUCGCCUCAGAUUUCUGCGUGUGCCGGUCGGACCAGCCGACGGCGGUGCUGCAGAAGGCGAUCGACUACGCGUGCGGGCAGGGCGCCGACUGCACGGCCAUCGAGCAGAGCGGGGCGUGCUACAGCCCCGACGAGGUCGCCGCGCACUGCUCCUGGGCCGCCAACAGCUACUUCCAGAAGUUCAGGUCCUCCGGCGCCACCUGCGACUUCACCGGCGCCGCCACCCUCUCCACCACCGACCCCAGUUUCUCCGGGUGCACGUUCCCAUCCAGCGCCAGUGCCGCCGGCACCACCACCGGAACCGCCGGCACCACUACGGGAACCGGGACGACCACCACGGGCACCGGGACGACCACGGGGGGCACCUUCAGCCCCGGGAUGGGCACCGGGUUCAACAGCACCGGGCUCAACGGCACCGGGUUCAGCCCGGGGACCGGGAGCAUGGACGGCACCGCCGCGGCAGCCGGCUUGCUUCCGUCGAUGAGACUGGCGGCCUCCAUCGCCAUCCUCCUCCUCUGCUACUUGGCACUACCAUGAAGUCUGUGUGUCUGUCUUUUCUCAUGGCAGGAACACAUCAGCUAGCUUCAGUGGCCUUGUGGUCUGGUGUGCUAGAAGCAAGCUGAGAGUGUGGAUUUUGUGUAAUGGAAUCCAUCGAUCUGGAGACCUGAUCGUCGUUAUUGUUCCCUAGUGUCAUGGGCUAGCUGGGGGCGUCAUUUUGGUUCUAGUUUAAUUUUAAUUUAUGGCCUCCCACAGGCUGGUGGUGUAUGAUUUGGUAGGAUGGCUGUCUCUUUCCCUCUGCAAGGACCCUUGUCUUCCUUGUCUGUUUUUAUACUGUUGGCUACUCUUAAUCUUAAGCAUUUUCCUUUUUGCUUC